Molecule: messenger RNA, 2850 nt
Organism: Dictyostelium purpureum
Lineage: Eukaryota; Evosea; Eumycetozoa; Dictyosteliales; Dictyosteliaceae
Exons: 2
Coding region: 133-2850 (905 amino acids)
Biological process (GO): meiotic chromosome condensation; mitotic sister chromatid separation
Cellular component (GO): condensin complex; nucleus
Molecular function (GO): chromatin binding
Source: RefSeq, a predicted model, not a curated record
AUAAGUUUAAAAUAAUAAAUAAAAAUCAACAACAAAUAAAAACAAUUAAUUAAAUAAUUUAUUAAUAAUAAUUAUAAUUAUAAAUUAAUAAAUUUUAAUUUAUAUAUUAAAAUUUAAUAAUAAAUAUUUAAAAUGGAAAGCAUAUCACAAUCAAAAGACUAUUCAUAUCUUAUUCAGCCAAUUAGAGAUUUAGCAGAAAAUUGGAAUAUUGAUAUAUCCAAAGAAUUGGAGGAUUAUUUAUCUGAUUUAGAUAAAAUCUCAUUUACGUUCGAUGGAGGAGAUCAAAAUAAAUCGUUUAAUUUUGCAGAGGCUGCAUUAUUAAUCCAAGGCUCUGCUGUAAUUUAUAGUAAAAAAGUAGAAUAUUUAUAUAAUUUAUUAUUUCAAACAUUGGAUUUAUUAGCCCAAAGAAGAAAAAGAAAAGACAAUACAUCAAUUAUGGCAGAUGGUACAGAUAGAGAUAUUCAAUUAGAUGAUGAAGUAGAGUUUUUGGCUCUAGAUGAUAUUUUAGUGGCAGAUGAAAAUAUAGAUUUAAAUGAAGGGGAUGAAGAAGAAAAUGGUGAAGAUGGGUCAACUCGUCAAAAUAAAGGUAAAACAUUAAUUGAAUUUAGUAACAACGAUUCAAAUUAUAAGAUUGCAUUAAUGAAUAAUGCUGGUUCAAAUGAUCACAGAGCAAUGCUAGAUAGUUUAAACGAUGACAAUGAUGAUGAACAAGUCAAUCCAGAUACUAAAAAGCAAUUAUUUAUAAAUAAUAACGCCAACGAUUUAAAAAGAAGUGAUUUUAGAAUGAACGAUGCUAUAGUUUCAAGAAGUGGUGCUAUGGUAUUAAGGGGUUUAGAUUUUUUAGAUCAUGAAAGUCUAUUACAAAGACCAGUUUUUAAUCAAUUCGAAAAUCAAUAUUUAGAUAACGAUAAUAGCAACAAUGCAAACGAUCAAAGCUUGGCAUUUUUAAAUGAUGAAAACAAAUUAAUAACUCCACCAGAUUUUGAUACUCCACAACUUCAACAAGAACAACAAGAAGAAUCAUUACCAGCAACAACUGAUGAAAAUGUAAAUAAUGAAAAUAAACAAUCAGAAAUAAGCAAUAAUAAUAAUGAUGAUUGGGGUAAUUUUGGUGAGGCUAAAGAUGAUAGUAGCGACGAUGAACAUAAUGAAGGUAUGGGUGAUAUAGAUGACGACGAUGAAGAUAGAUUAAAAGAAUUAAAUAGCAAUGGUGAACAAGAUCCAAAUAAAAGGCCAAUGAAAUCUGAAAAAAGCACAAAGAAAUCAAAACCAACUACAAGAGAUGCAUGGGAACUAUUAGAUCCAUUUGAGGAUUCCGGCAACAAGCCAUUAGAAAGACCAUUCAAGAAGGGCAAAACAUUCGUAAUACCAUUUGCUUUAUUAGAUUCCGAAAAACAAAAGAAACAAAAAAAGAAAAUAGAUGAAGGUGAAAAAAAGAAGCAAUCCAAAGAUACAAUCAAAGCAGAUAGCGCAACAUCAAUGUCAAACCCAGCCGAGUCCAUUUUACAGUUUCCAGAUGAAUCACUACCUCUAAGAGGGUGCUAUUUUAAAGAGUUGGCCUAUCUAUAUAAUAAGAAUAUUCAACAAACUAAAAAGAAACUUAAAGAUAUCAAUGGUGUUGAAGAAAGUGAUCUUAAUGGAGCCGGUCUAGAGUUAUUACCAGAAGAGGAUAUUGGUAGAACAAGUGGUUAUUAUGGUGGCAAUACUUUUGAACCAAGCAAUAAUAAUGGCAAUGGAAAUGGUAAUGGUGAAUAUGAUGGUGAAGGAAAUGGUCCAUCUUGGGAUGACGAUUGGGGUGACUAUGGUGCAGCCAAAGAUGAUAGUAGUGAUGAAGAUGAUGCCAAUGGUUUACCAACCUCAGCGACUAUUGAACACUAUGACGGUCCAUUCGAUGGUAAUCAAUAUAAUUUCGACAAUGUAAAUAUUCCAGAUGCAAACUCUGCAAGAGUAGAGCACUACAGUCAACCAACACAAACCUAUGAAGAAUUAUGUAGAUCAUAUGUUGAAAAAUACUUGGAAAGUGCUUCCAAAUACGUUAGAGAGACUGCUCUCUCACAAAGAGUAAACGAAUGGAAUAAUAGGUUGAUGCCAAUUCUUCAAGAACAAGACUCCCAUCCAUCUUUUGAUAUUCACACCUAUGGUAAUAAAUUUUUAUAUUCAAUGAAACCCUAUGCUACAAACAAAACAAACCAACUAGAUAAUAAUGACGAUACAGAAAUAGAGCAAAACCUCGACGACGAAGAUACCGAUCCAACUUUAGAAAUUAAUAAAGAAGCCGUGGUUUCAUUUAGAGAUAUCACAAAGCAAUCACCAGUAUAUGAAAUUUGUAGAAUGUUUACAUCAUGUCUUCAAUUAGCAAAUAAUGGUAACAUUGAAAUUAUUCAGCCAGAAAGCAAAGACGAUAUUGAGCAAUUAAAUUUCCAUCUCUUAACAUUAAAGAAAAAACAUGAUAUCGAAGCUCUAAUGGUACCAUCACAACAUAAAAGCCUAUUGGAUGACGAUGAUGAAGAACAAAAUGAAUUAAUAAAUAAACACAUUGAAAAUUCAACACCAAAAAAGAAAAAUAAUAAUAAAGGGAAAAAGAAAAAAAAAACAACUGUAACAACAACAACAACAACAACAACAAGAGGUAGUAAAAGACAAAUUAAAAAAUUAAAACAAAACGAAGAAGAGGAAGAUGAACAAAGUGAACAGGAACAAUCCGAAGAAGAAGAAGAUACCGAUGAAGAAGAGGAAGAAGAAAGUUCAGAUGAUGAAAAAGUUAAAAAGAAACAAAAAACAUCUAAAAAAACUAGUAAAGCCACUAAAUCAAAACCGAAAUCUAAAAAAUUACAAAAUGGAUCUAAAUAA